This is a messenger RNA of Gasterosteus aculeatus aculeatus (three-spined stickleback), 4430 nucleotides long. RefSeq names its product rho GTPase-activating protein 24. Gene Ontology annotation, molecular function: GTPase activator activity. Gene Ontology annotation, cellular component: focal adhesion. Gene Ontology annotation, biological process: signal transduction; wound healing, spreading of epidermal cells; negative regulation of Rac protein signal transduction. The record is from RefSeq and is a predicted model, not a curated record. NCBI's taxonomy places the organism in Eukaryota, Metazoa, Chordata, Actinopteri, Perciformes, Gasterosteidae.
GGGCAACAAGGGGCCACACACACUGCUGGGAAAGAGAGAGAGAGAGAGGGGGUGAGGAUAGUGGGAGUGAGACAACAGGACGAGCUAGAGAGGGGACAAAGAGAGAGGGACAGCGGUGGGAGACAGGACACUGGGUCGGAGGAGAGGAAGAAGAGGGACGGGAGAUGACGAAGGGGCGGACGUUUCAGACGGAGCUGACGGAGCAGAGGACGGAGAGGGUUUACGGGUCUGAUAAGGACACGUGAUGCUGAUCGUCUUUGUGCGAGGAGACAGACAGCGUGACGUUCCCCAAAGGUAGGGAGCAAAAGUCGGACAUCUCACUCCCGGGGCUUUAGGGGAAACCAGAGGCAGCUUCAUGAAGUCUGUCCCCGCCGGUGAAGCAGCAGAAGGCGGAUGGGCGUGCGGAUGUGGACGGAUGCAACAUGAAUGAUCUGAAGUGUGAUGUUUGAGGGGAGAAGAACCGGCCUGAUCCGAGCCCGUGGAUGUACGACGACCCACCUGUCCAAGGAGAGAAGGGGCGACACUACUACUUUUUAAGAAUACUCCAAGAAGAGUUUGGAAUAGUUACCAACAUCCUGGGACUUUUCUCUCCACGUGGACACCAGGAUUUUUUUUAUUCACAGUCAGAACUUCUCGUUUGAGCGUUUGACCUGAGCUCCUCCUAAAGAAGAAGAGGGUGAUCCUUCAUCCAAAGAUUUAAAGGCUCGCUGUCCGUUUGAGGUUCACAUCUCUCUCAACGCCCACUACUAAAAACUACAUAUCAUCCCUGUGUGCUGUUUCUUGCAAAAACCUGCACUGCCUUCUCUUUAAGGCUAACAGGAAGUUAGCAUGAAGCAGGAACAUCUGGUACACUGAGUUUCAACAUCUGCACAAAGCUAUUACUCUUCCACCUGAAAGCUUGAAAUAAUGUUGAACCAAACAUUUGGAAUGUCCUUAUAAGCCUGAACGUCCUACAUGUUACUGUAUAAAACCUGGAACCUCCUUUAAGCUUAAAAUAUUCACUCCUCACAGCUUCUAAAACAUCCUAAAUGUGGAUUAUUCUACUACGAACUCGUAUUAAGGCUGUAUAUAAGGUUAUGGUUGUUUUAAAACCAGAUUUGGCAGGAAGUUACACAUCUAUAAAGGACCUCUGCUAGAAAAAAGAAAGGAUAAUUACAAUCUGUCCUCGAGGUGGAACCUGUAUUUAAUGACAAAAAUACACCAAAGACAAUCUUUUUUCUUCCAAGCAGCGACUCUCUUCUUCUACCAGGAUGUUAAAAACCAACACAAAGUGCUUCUGGUCUUCAUGACGGUGAAAGAAAAUGCUAAGUGGAGCGUUUUCUACCACCGGUAAACUUACGCAAGUCUGGAAAAACAAGAAAAAAGAAAGUCAAGUUUAAACUGUCGCCGUCUGUGAUUUUUCCGCGCCGAGCGUCUGCAGCAUGGGACUCAGCUGCUUCAAGUCCUGGAAACAUGACAGCACAGGCCACAAAGGAAACAGAGACGUGUUGGCCAGCCCGGGGUCCUACUUCUUCCUCUCGAACAGCGCCGGUCAGGGCGACGAGUGGCUGAAGAGCCUCAACAAGGGGGUCUGGAUCCCUUUUACAGGAGUCUUUGGGCAGCGUCUGGAGGAGACGGUGCUCUAUGAGCGGCGGUACGGGCUGCGUUUGGUUCCUCUGGUGGUGGAGCAGUGUGUGAACUUCAUCCGGGAGUGCGGGCUGCACGAGGUGGGCUUGUUUCGCCAGCCGGGACAGGCCAGUCUGGUCAAAGAGCUGCAGGAGGCCUUCGACGCGGGAGAGAGGCCGUCCUUCGACAGUAGCACAGACGUCCACACGGUGGCGUCACUGCUAAAGCUGUACCUCCGACAGCUGCCAGAGCCCCUGGUUCCUUACAGACGCUACCAGGACUUCCUGCUGUGUGGUCAGAAGCUGUCGAUUGAACGCACUCUUGUUUUGGUAGAGUUAAGAAACCUUCUUCACGAGUUGCCAGUUGCAAACUUCAACCUACUUAACUUUAUCUGCCAGUUUCUAAACGAGGUCCAGAGUUUCUCCAGCAGUAACAAGAUGAGCGGACAGAACUUGGCCACUGUGUUUGGACCGAACAUCCUCCGAGCCAAAGCUGAGGACCCACAAAGCAUCAUGGGAGGUGCGGCCCUGGUCCAGGUGCUGAUGUUGGAGCUGAUCAGAGAGCACGAGUCUCUGUUUGCCAAAGUGCCCCCGACCGCCCGCGCUCUCCCACCGCGAGGCUCGCAUCGCUCGCCCGGCGCCCUGAGGCAGCCUCACCUCCAACCGCCGCUCUGCCUCCGCCAGCUGUCGAUGCCUCUCAUCGCGGAGCGCUCCGCAGAGGCGGGGCCGCCCUCCGCCGACGGACAGAACCUCGGUUGUGUCUUCUCUGCUGCUGCCAAAUCGGACCUGUCCUUUGGCCAGAAGAGAUUUCUCGGCCAUCGCUACACCUCGUCCCACCCAGAGAACUGCUUCUACCCCGUGCCAUCCUCCAGUCAGCCCCUUCAACACCAUUCCGACCGACACAACGUGGAUUAUCGCCAGCGGCACGUCGGGCGAGGACCGUCCUCUGCCAAUGUUGACCCAGGAGAGGCAGACGCUGGUUUCUGGAGGCCCGGUGGCGCAGAGGAAGAGGGUGCAGCGCCAGGACCGGCCAGCGGGGGGAGCAGCGAGGCCCAGGAGGACAGCAACCUCUCUGCCUACGACAACCUGGACGGAGAGUCUCUACGUCACAGGAUGGAGGACGCCGGGCAUUUUGAAAGCGACCACCCACGAGGCCACAUCGGACCUCGCGGGGAGGAUGCGGCGGUGGAGGGGAUGGGGCAUUCAAGGGACUCCUCGUCUUCGUGGUCUUCCUGCGAGGUUCUCCCGUUGGACGAGGGCGGUGAGGCCAUGGCCCUGGUUUUUCCCGACGCAUCACCAAAGACACUGACGACCCCAGAGCGGGUGGCGGGAGGGGAAAACGCCGGCAAUGACCAUCCUGGAGACUGCAACGACAGUGAUGAUAACGAUGAGGACAAUUAUGGCGGUGAUGACGCCGUCCACCACCUUAACUCCCCAGCUUCCUGUUCCGCAGCCAGUGACAGCCCUCUCAGUACGGGCAGCUCAGAGGUGUUCCUCCCCUCUGGUCCUCCAGCCCUCCGGGGGCCUGAGCCCGAGUCAAAGCCCGGGGAUGCUCAUUCAACCCUGGCCGAGCUGCAGCAUCAGAUGGCCCAGCAGAAAGCAGAGUACCAGACCAGGAUACAGAGGUUGGAGCGCUGCAACGACGUGCUGGAGCGCCAGGUGGCGGUUCUGCGGGUCAGCCUGGAGCGGCAGAAGCGCAGCCGAAGCGUCGCCCAGAUCAAAGUCCGCAACAUGGAGCGAGCCAAGGCGGACGCCGACCUCCGAAACGAAACGCUGCAGAGAGAGAUGCAGCUGUUCUUCCAGAUGUACGGAGAGUCCAGGAGAAGGGGAGGGGACGAGAUAGGAAGAGGAGGCCGAGGAAGUCUCUGAGGAUGGAUGGGAGGUGUGAGGGUGGUGCAGAAGAGGAUGUGACAGAAAGGGGUGGGGAUACAGAGAAUGAAAGGAGAUGAUUGGGAACUUGAUCAAUAAGUGGGAAUUUAGAGGCAUCAAACCAUGACGGAAUUUAAGGAGCUUGUCAAUCCAGAAGCCAAAACUGUUUGGAGGUUGAACCCACAGUGCCUUCUACUAAAGAACAGAAAACUUUUUUUCAGGGAGUUGAGGUAUUAUUCAACAUAAAGGUCACUUUUGAGAAGACAAAGUUACUUCCGAACUGUUCAAAGACCUUUUCAAGAUGUCUGAAUACCACUACUGAUCUCAGAUGAGGAAAACAGACGAUCAGAGAUGCUGAGUCCAUCGUCAGGUUCACACUAGAGCGGGUCUUUCGGAAAAGUUCCUUGUACCUUUUAAUGGCAUCGUCCAAAAGCACCAGAAAGAGUUUUUGCUAUCGAAAUGGAACGGACGAGACACCGAUCUCUAAACCGACAAGCCACACGGCAAUUCGGCACGUCGUGUUGUUGAUUUCAGUUUGAGAGACAGACGACAGGAACAUAAGUUCGGUUUACUUUGCAUGAAGAAAACACUUCUACGCUCAACUAGGAAAAUAAACUGAGUUAAAAUCAGUGAAUCUUUUAAUGUGUUUUUCACUUGUUAAACCUUCAUGACGCCCAACAUGAUGAUGAGAUCUAUUAGUUAAACACAGAGGUCUGCUGGGAAAUACAGUACUAAUGGAGAAGAGAAAACCAUGAAUGUUUCUUUUUUAUUUGUGAAAGAAUGUGACAAGUGACAGAUCCACAGCGAAUAUUUAAAUGUCAACAGUCCUGCUUUGUCAAAUAUUACGCAAAAUAGGUUGCAAUCAGACACAGACUCUUGUUCGACUGAUGACAACGUAACAUUUAUUUAUUCAGAGACAGUAUAAACAAAGGGAAAUGUCUCUCUGCCAUCCACUGG